Anopheles nili is the source of this 1141-nucleotide messenger RNA. RefSeq names its product proteasome subunit alpha type-5 (gene Prosalpha5). NCBI's taxonomy places the organism in Eukaryota, Metazoa, Arthropoda, Insecta, Diptera, Culicidae. Gene Ontology annotation, cellular component: nucleus; proteasome core complex; proteasome core complex, alpha-subunit complex. Bases 186 to 914 code for a protein of 242 amino acids. The record is from RefSeq and is a predicted model, not a curated record. Gene Ontology annotation, biological process: proteasome-mediated ubiquitin-dependent protein catabolic process. The transcript is spliced from 4 exons.
GUAUAAGCACACCAUUACUUAUAUUUCAACUUGCGCUGUUCUUUCAGAGUGAUAAAUCCCAUUCGCUAGGCGAGCAACAAGAAGAAGCAGUGCUUUAAACAUUUGGAAAACCGCCGUUGUUGUUGGUUUUUGAUACGCAAGUAUUGCUGUAUUAGGCGAAUAAUUACAUCGAAUUUGUAUACAAGAUGUUUCUAACCCGCUCCGAGUAUGACCGUGGUGUAAAUACCUUCUCCCCCGAGGGACGCCUGUUCCAGGUCGAGUAUGCUAUUGAGGCCAUCAAAUUCGGAUCCACUGCCAUCGGAAUCAGCACUCCAGAGGGUGUUGUAAUGGCGGUUGAGAAGCGAAUUACCUCAUCCCUGAUGGAACCGUCUAAGGUGGAAAAGAUCGUAGAAGUAGAUCGUCACAUCGGUUGCGCUACCUCGGGCCUGAUGGCUGAUUCGCGAACCCUGCUCGACCGGGCCCGGGUUGAAUGCCAGAACCACUGGUUUGUGUACAACGAGCGCAUGUCGGUGGAAUCUUGUGCACAGGCCGUUUCGAAUGUAGCUAUUCAGUUUGGGGAUGGUGAUGAUACGGACUCGGCAAUGAGCCGACCUUUUGGCGUAGCUAUUCUAUUUGCCGGCAUCGAGAACGGAGAGCCACAGCUCUGGCACAUGGAUCCUUCGGGGACGUACAUACGGUUCGAUGCGAAAGCGAUCGGGUCCGGCAGUGAGGGAGCACAACAGAAUUUGCAGGAGUACUACCUGCCCACGAUGACAAUUAAGGAGGCGAUCAAUUUAGCACUUAGUACAUUGAAGCAAGUCAUGGAAGAAAAGCUCAAUUCGAUCAAUGUGGAAGUCAUGACUAUGACUCCAAAGAAUCUGUUCCGGAUGUUUAGCAAGGAAGAGGUGGAAGAAUAUAUCAACAGCAUGAGCUAAAUAGAUACACAAACCUGACCUGAGGCUUUCACGCGUCCAUCCAUGCAUAUUUCCACUGGUUAACUGGUAUUUGAAAGAAGAACGGGAUGCUUCUUGAAGCGCAUUUCGACCUAACGGUCGAGGACCGGAUCGCUAUCACAUACUUCAUGGUUCAUUCGCGCGUGAAAUGCAUCCGGAGAAGGCAAAGUAAGACUUGUACGCGGCAUCAAGGGAGAAUAAAAUUUGGU